AUGCAGGAAGCCCGUCGAGACUCGCAAAGCGGCGAUGUUGUUGUCCCCAUAAACUACUUUCCUGCAACAGGUAUUCCGAUUCCAAAGUCCGCUUGGAAGACGCCAUUCCUAGAUGAACAUAACGAACACACUCGACAUAUGCUCAUACGAGAUGCACGCACGAGCGGUAGAAUCUUUGAUCUCGACACCAAUGGAUUCACUUUCGUCACGCUACCACCAAAAGACCGAGUCACUCGCGAAAGCACUGAAGAAGAGGUAAAGCGCGAAUACUACCCAGAAAUAGAAGAAAUCAUAAAGAAACUAACCGGCGCCACAACUGCUCACGUCUUUAACCACGUAAUCCGCGCGCACACCUCCCCCAGCGAAAAAGGCAUCCUCGACCCCAAAGGCCGCUGGCAAGACAUUCCCUCGGGCCACCCGCACGUCGAUUACGCCGGCAGCCCCUCCGCCAUCGCCGGCACUCAACGCGAACUCUCGCUCCCACCCCACAUUUCCUCUCUCUUCACGCACUCUCGACGCUUCGCUUUCCUCGGCGCCUGGCGUCCCCUAAAACCCGUCCGCAGAGACCCCCUCACCGUCUGUGACGCCACCACCGUCCCGGACUCUGACUACCAGAUCCGCGAGAGGGAAUUCAGUCGUACGGGGAUUAAGAGCGAGAAUUAUGUGAUGAGUCAUGGAGAGAAGGAGAGGCAGGUGCAUCAGUGGUGGUAUUUGAGUAAUAUGAGGCCAGAUGAGGUGGUGGUGUUUAAGGGGUUUGAUACGGAGAGGGGGAAGCCGGGGUGGAGGUGCCCGCAUACGGCGUUUAGGUUGCCGGGGAGUGAGGGGGAGGAAGCGAGGGAAAGUAUUGAAGUUAGGGUUGUGGCGUUUUGGGAGUAG
Messenger RNA from Bipolaris maydis ATCC 48331, 876 nucleotides. RefSeq lists its product as uncharacterized. The record is from RefSeq and is a predicted model, not a curated record. Gene Ontology annotation, molecular function: oxidoreductase activity. Lineage: Eukaryota; Fungi; Ascomycota; Dothideomycetes; Pleosporales; Pleosporaceae.